AUGGCUAACGAAAUUCAGCAAAAGGAAGGUACGGAAACGAAGGAUGAGAUGAAAGAAGACGGGGCGGAUCGGAGAACCCUGGCAACGGAGACUGAAACGAUGGAGGAAGUCGCUAGCGAAACGAAAUCUCAUGGAAGAAAAUAUCUCACGAAACACAUGAAAUUGUAUCCGGAAUUGUACAGGAGCGAUGUUUCCAUUCAUCCUAGUUACACGACACUUAAGAAUCUACCUUAUUACGUGGUCUGUCGGCGACGUAUACAACGGACCAAGAAGCAAAUCAAACGUCAGCUUUUUUUUCAUUUCGCGAAUAUGCAAAUGUUCGCCAUCGAUAGCGUCAGGAUCGACCGUGUUUUCAGCCUUGGGAUGCCGCCGAAGACAUUGAUUGUCCCGGAUUUCCUAACUGUGAACGAAAGACGUCGCAUCAACGACAUUCUUUGUCACGUUUAA
This is a messenger RNA of Habropoda laboriosa, 447 nucleotides long. RefSeq lists its product as uncharacterized. Lineage: Eukaryota; Metazoa; Arthropoda; Insecta; Hymenoptera; Apidae. The record is from RefSeq and is a predicted model, not a curated record.